GUACGUUCUGAACCAGUCGUUCGAUUGAAAUACAGUGAUAAUGAACGUGAUUUUAAAAUUGUUUCUUGGCUUGAACGUCAUAUCGGUAUUGGUGUGGACAAAGUACAGUGUCAAUGGAACCGUUGCUCGGUAUGACGGCUAUCGUUUAUACAAAAUUACUCCAAGGACUGACCAACAUUUGAAAUUGCUGAACGACAUCGAAUCGACCAGUGACAGUUUUAAUUUCAUAUCGGGACCAAGCAAAGAAGACACCGUCGUGAGCGUGAUCGUUGCUCCUCACAAGUUUGCCGAUUUCGAUUUAAUGAUGAGUAUGGAAGGCAUGACCUAUGAAAUAUCCGAAAACAAUGUUCAAAGUUUGAUCGAUGAAGAGUCGCUAAUACAGUCCAGAAUAUCGGAAAACUUUGGUUGGAAAAGGUACUAUCCUUUGGAUAACAUUUACAAAUGGAUCGAUGGUAUACUGGAAGAAUAUCCAGAAGUUACGUCUCCGAUUUAUGCUGGGAAAACGUACGAAGAAAGAGAUAUUCGAGGCGUUAAAAUAUCGUACAAAAAUGGCAAUCCUGGAGUAUUCAUCGAAGGUGGUAUACAUGCACGGGAGUGGAUCUCCCCGUCAGUAACAACGUACCUCUUAAACACCCUACUCUCCACCAAAAACGAGUCCAUCCGUAGAAUUGCCGAGAAUUUCGAUUGGUACAUUGUGCCAAGUGUUAAUCCAGAUGGCUACGUUCAUACCCACACUUCAAACCGAUUGUGGCGCAAGACACGGAAACCAUAUGGUUCGGGCUGCUUUGGUGUUGACCCAAACCGCAAUUUUGAUUUUCAAUUUGGCAAAAUCGGUGUCAGCAAAAAUCCAUGUUCGGACAUUUACUCGGGACCGAAGGCAUUUUCCGAGGUUGAAAUGAAAUCGUAUUCAGACUACUUGGCAUCGUUGCAAGGCAAAAUUCACACAUUCCUCGGAUUCCAUGCUUACUCACAAUUGUUACUGUUCCCAUAUGGACACACCAAUAAAAAGGCGGAAAAUUACGAUGAUUUGUUGGACAUUGGCAAUAAGGCGAUCAGUGCACUUGCGAGGCGAUUUAACACAACUUACAUAGUGGGAGACGUAUACAACACAAUUUAUCCAGCCAGCGGUUGUAGUAUGGAUUGGGUUUAUGAAAUUUUGAAAGUACGACUGUCGUAUACGUACGAACUCAGGCCGAAUGCGAGGUCAUCUUUCGGAUUUGAAUUACCCGCAGACAAAAUAAUACCAACUGCACUGGAGACGAUUGAUUCGAUUCUUGCUAUACUUAACCGUGCCAAAGAAUUGGGCUAUUACGAAAGUGGUAAAAAAAAAUAAUUUGGAAAUUAAGGUAAGGUAAGAUAGGGUAAUCUGGAAGAAACAUCGUAACAAGAAUUAGUGUUAGAAAUUGAAACCAUCAAAUACAAUUCUUAUUUUUAAAAAUAAAAUACGCAGAAAACGCAACUAAUUGAA
This is a messenger RNA of Bradysia coprophila, 1468 nucleotides long. RefSeq names its product zinc carboxypeptidase-like. The record is from RefSeq and is a predicted model, not a curated record. Gene Ontology annotation, molecular function: zinc ion binding; metallocarboxypeptidase activity. NCBI's taxonomy places the organism in Eukaryota, Metazoa, Arthropoda, Insecta, Diptera, Sciaridae. Gene Ontology annotation, biological process: proteolysis.